Messenger RNA from Mytilus californianus (California mussel), 2586 nucleotides. RefSeq names its product acidic mammalian chitinase-like. Gene Ontology annotation, molecular function: chitin binding; chitinase activity. Gene Ontology annotation, cellular component: extracellular region. The coding region runs from base 426 to 2465 and encodes 679 amino acids. The record is from RefSeq and is a predicted model, not a curated record. NCBI's taxonomy places the organism in Eukaryota, Metazoa, Mollusca, Bivalvia, Mytilida, Mytilidae. The transcript has 13 exons. Gene Ontology annotation, biological process: carbohydrate metabolic process; chitin catabolic process.
GGUUUUUUCAAAUGUUGGAGAACAGUGAAUAACCAUAACAGUAUCAAGCAUACAUUGAAAUACAACGGAAAAGUUGAAGAUGUUUAUUUCAAAAUACAGCUCAGCCGCAGUAACUGCGUAACAGGAGCGAAAAUACAUACAUGUUUAUAUAUAGCAAACGAUUCGAGUAAAACAUGAUUAACAUAUAAGUAUAAAACAUUUGCACAUGAAUAGAUUCUAUUUCACAUAAUACUUUGACAGCAAACAGAGUGAACCCAUGCAGACCUUUGUAAACAAUUCCACGAGGUCGACAAUGACUGUAACGAAUAUUUAUAAUUAACACAUAGAGUAUCAGAAAAAAAUUAUUCUAAAUUACAUGGAUUUAUGUGCAUAUGAAAUAUGUAAGAUUUGUAGAUCAACAAUCUUUCUACUUUUUGUGAAAAAAAAUGGCCAAAUUCAUGGUCACAAAAUGGAAUCCUCAUUUUUUUAUUUUGGCAGUGUUGUUAUUUGCUUCUGUUGCACAAGGAUAUAAAAGAGUAUGUUACCAUACAAACUGGGCCCAGUAUAGAACAGCACCAUACAAGUUCUUCCCAGACGAUAUAGACCCUUCCCUAUGCACACAUAUUAUCUAUUCUUUCGGAAAAGUCGUGGGAAAUACCAUACAACCUUAUGAAUGGAAUGAUGAAUCUACAGACUGGUCGGUUGGUAAAUAUGAAGAGACCGCCAACCUGAAGAUGAAGAAUCCUGACUUGAAGAUAUUACUAGCCAUUGGAGGAUGGACUCAUGGCUCUGCACCGUUUACAGCCCUAGUAGACAAUACUAAAGACAUGGAAACAUUUGCGGCUAAAGCCAUUGAUUACCUGAGGGAAAUUAACUUUGAUGGUCUUGACCUUGACUGGGAGUAUCCAGCAAACAGAGGAAGUCCUCCUGAAGAUAAACAAAGAUUUACACAGCUUUGCAAGAUUUUGAGAAGUGCCUUUGAAGAUGAAGCAAAAAAGAUUAGUAGGCCUCGUUUACUUCUUACGGCUGCAGUUGCUGCUGGUGAAGGAACAAUUGAAUCUGCUUAUGAAAUUGGCCUUAUUUCAAAAGAACUUGACUUUAUCAAUCUUAUGGCGUACGAUUUGCAUGGAAGUUGGGAAACAUUCCUGGGGCAUAACAGUCCAUUAUAUGCCAGAUCCGACGAAUCAACUGAACAGAAAAAGUUAAAUCAAGAUUAUGCUGUAAAUCUUUGGCUUAAUGGUGGAACUCCAAAGGAGAAAUUAAUUCUUGGUUUGGGAUUGUAUGGUAGGUCGUUUAAGAUGGGUUCGUCUUCAUAUGCUUUAGGAAGCUCAGCAGCUGGAGGUGGUGCAGCAGGAAGAUAUACCGGGGAGGCGGGAUUUCUUUCUUUUUAUGAGGUUUGUGAGAAUCUAGCAAAUGGAUGGACCAGGGUAUGGAACGACGAACAGAAAGUACCAUAUGCAUAUAAAGGUGACCAGUGGGUUGGUUAUGACGACCUUGAGAGUAUUCAGAUAAAGGCAGAGUAUAUUCGACAAAAUAGCCUUGGUGGAUCAAUGAUAUGGGCUAUUGAUUUGGAUGAUUUUACCAAUUCAUGUGGUCUUGGAAUUAAUCCAUUAAUGUCUAAACUUAAAGAAAUGCUACCAGAUAGUACCGUGCAACCAACUAAGGCCACAUCCACUGUUGAACCGACUAAAGAACCAACUUCCUCUAAACCAACACUGACACCAACUACUGUACAAGCAACUGACAAGCCAACUCAAGCAUCAACCACUACCCAGCCAACUAGAGCACCAACCACUGUUCAGCCAACCAAAGCACCAACCACUGCCAAGCCAACUCAAGCACCAACAACUGUCCAGCCAACUCAGGCGCCUACCACUGCCCAGCCAACUCAAGCACCAACAACUGCCAAGCCAACACAGGCGCCUUCCACUGCUCAUCCAACUCAAGCACCAACAACUAAAAGUCCAGGAGGUUGUGGAGCUCCAGUUAACUGUGAAGAUGGAAAUUAUUACGUGGAUGCAUGCGAUCCUACAGUAUAUUAUCAAUGUGGUCAUGGGAUUGCUUACAAAUACAAAUGUGGUGCCGGUACUGUAUGGGACUCUAGCAAAAACAUUUGCAACUGGGACUAUAUUGUAAACCCAACAACCCAAGAUUCGUGUGCUCCAACAGAUUGUAUUGAAGGUAAUAUGUAUGGAGAUAGCUGUGAUGAUCAGAGUUAUUACAUAUGUUUUGGAGGAAAACCAUCCAAACAUACUUGUGCUGACGGCACUCUGUGGGAUAGCAGUAUCGAUAAAUGUAACUGGGAAGACGACGUCGGUGAUCAACGAUGUGCACCUGUGAACUGUGAGAGUGGUAAAUUUUAUGGUGAUAAUUGUGAUGACAAAGUUUACUAUUCAUGUUGGAAUGGAGUAGCAUAUAGAUAUACAUGUGCUCAUGGAACUGAAUGGGACGCUUCCAUUAACAACUGUAACUGGGUCAAGAGAUGAAAGUUUAGGUAAAAAGAAAACACAGCAGUUCAUAUAACCAAGGAGGUUUCUCUGGAAUAUUUACUACUGUAUAAAAUCAUAUUAUUACAUGAAAAUAAAAUACUUUAGACAUUCUAUCAAA